AUGAUUUUGUAUUUGUAUAAAAGCUUUUUUUUUUUUGUUUUUUUUGUGUGUAAUAUAAAACUAACAAAAAGCUUGUCACAAAAUAGGCACAAUCAAAAAAUACAACCACUAAUACAAAAUGGGAAAAGAACAAAUAAUAUAUAUGAAAUAUCCCGUAAAAGAAAUAAAUUACCAACACAAAAUAAGUUAUUAUUUAUAAAAAAUGACAAAAUUAAAAAUACAUUUCAUAAAUUUUUAAAUAAUAAAAAUGAUGUUAUUACAAAAUUAUUUAAUAUAUUUUAUCCAACAAGUUAUAAUUAUCAAUUUAUAGAAAAUGAAAAUGCUGAAUUAGAAGAUACACCACCGACCUGGCUAAUAAUCCCUAGCAAUAAAUUUAACACAUUCUUAGACAGCUAUAUAUUUAAUAUAAUUCAAUCAGAAAAAUCAACUCCUAUCACAAACAAUAUUAAAAAAUCCAGGGCUUUUCACCAUUCUGAAAGUAUUGAAAGUACUAACAAUAAGUCACAAAAAAAUAUUUUGACUCCUGAUAUACACACAAAAUUAGAAAACUAUGUUAGCAAUCAAUUGAUAAAAUUAGCAAGUGAAAUUUUAAAUAUGGAAAAUGAACUAAAAAAAAGAGAAAAAGACAAACUUGAAAAUAAAAAUAGUAGUAAUAAUAUUAAAGAAUAUAUUAAAUGGGAUUUUUAUUUAAGCAAAAAAGAUAAGCCAUUAAAAUGUUUUGUUUAUUUAGACGUCCCUGAUGGUACUGUAAUGGUUAAACCACGAGAAAUGGAUGAAAAUAAUUUCUUAAUUUCUAUAAGCGCAUUAAAUGAUAUAAAAAGAAAUAAUCAAGAUAUAUUAAAAAAUAUUUUUUUUAAAAAAUUUAAUAUAACUUUUGAUCAUAUUUAUAAUAAUUGUAGCUUUUUUACACUUAUUGUAAAUAAAAUUAUUAACAAGCAAUAUAUUAUUGAUACAUUUACCUUAACAUCAUUAUUAUCUUCAUUUUAUUUAACAAGAAAUUUUUUUUAUGAAGCUUUUUUACAAUUAUUAAGUAGUGAACUAAUAUGGCAUCCAUAUGUAUAUAAUAUAUGGUGUAAUAUAUAUCAUACUACUUUACCACUUAAAUUAUUUAUAGUUAAACAAGCAUAUUCAUAUUCCAAUAUAUUAUUUAAUUAUAUAUCCCAGCAUGUACGAUCAAGAUUAAUUAAGUUGGAAACGAAAUUAAUUAAUAAUUCCUUAAAAAAAAAAAUAUUAAUGGACACAAUCAAAGAUAAUUAUUAUGACAAAAAGGUAUAUACUAUAGCAACCGAUAGUUCUGAUAAAUAUGAAGACGAGUUUUAUUAUAUUUAG
Messenger RNA from Plasmodium vinckei vinckei, 1329 nucleotides. Its product is annotated as conserved Plasmodium protein, unknown function. Lineage: Eukaryota; Apicomplexa; Aconoidasida; Haemosporida; Plasmodiidae. The transcript has a single exon. Bases 1 to 1329 code for a protein of 442 amino acids. The record is from RefSeq and is a predicted model, not a curated record.